GGGGUGCCCUAGCAAAGCGCAUUAGUACAGCGACUGCUCGCCCGACUGCACGUAUCAGUCGGCUCCAGCUCCGUAUUAAUUGUUUAAUCCAUGUGUAUACCAGCCAGAGGAGAAACAUGUAUUACUAUAUGGAAUUUAAUGAUCGGUUUAAUCAAGAGACCGUCACGACGGUGGAUUCUGCCAGCAUCGCAGCACACCUGCACGAGCCGCGUGAACUACACUUUCCCCCGUUCGCGCCGUCGACGCCGCAGAGAAUCUCUUCGGAAGACCUAGCAGAGGCUCUUCGCCCUCACCUUCUGCCACCAGAGCGGAUGUGGGCAUUAGGAUAUCCCCUGGAAAUAGAGCCAGACUCAUUGAAGGCAGUGUUCUACAUAAAUCCGCCGCUUCGAUCGCGACCCCUACCGUAUACCGUAUCGACGUGGGACGUUAACGCUCCGGAGUUCGUGCCAAGCGAUUCAUAUGGUGACAGCGGGCAAGGUUCGUGGGGCUCAACUUCACGGUCCGACAGUGAAGAAGAAACCGAUGCCGUGGAUGUACAUUUGUGUGUGCGUUGCAAUAACGUAUAUGAAGUGACUCGCGAAGGCGAUUAUUUAAAAAAGGAGUCGUGUAUGUACCACUGGGGCCGUCUCAUGGGAGACAGGUAUACAUGUUGUGAGGCGGUGUUCGGUACCAGAGGUUGCACACUAGCAUGCUUCCACGUAUGGAGUGGUACACGACCGGGUAUGAACGGGCCUUUUGAGGGAUAUGUACGAGCGCGUUCACCACGCGGAGGAGUAUAUGCGCUCGACACAGAAAUGUGUUAUACAACGGCAGGAUUGGAACUAACGAGUAUUGCCGUUAUAGCACCAGAUGGCCGACUAGUAUAUAAAGCAUAUGUUAAACCAGAGUCGCCUGUUGUUGACCACAAUACCCGGUUCUCAGGCAUCAGGCCGCGCGACUUGGGUCGCGCGACCAAGACUUUAAGAGAUGUGCAGAACGACAUACUAGGAUUCGUUGGAACCGAUACGAUACUGAUUGGCCACGCUUUAGAUAACGACCUCAGAGCGUUGAAAUUAUUACAUAGUGCAGUACUGGACACAUGUGUAUUAUACCCUCACGCCAAAGGCUUCCCAUUAAAGCGAUCGUUACGUGAUCUUUCUAAGGAAUUCCUUGGAAGAAUCAUACAGCAUGACAUCGCAGGUCAUUCGCCUUUAGAAGAUGCUCGGGCAGCUAUGGACUUGGUUCUUCUUAAAGUGCACGAGGAGAGAGAGAACCAUGCGCUCGAAUGGAAUCAAUCGCACGUUUUGUAACCGAAUGAUCAACCAGUCAGUGCCGCGUAAAUUAUAUAGUGAUAAUUUGAAACAAUUGUUCUAUAAACUAUGAUUUACUACUAUGUUAUGUUGUAUAGAGUGAAACGAUAUUUUUGUGACUAUAACGUUGACGGAGAGCGCGUACUGAAUAGUAUGUGCUUUCGGAUUGCAUUCAGGCAAUAAACGUGUUAUUUUUUUAA
Galleria mellonella (greater wax moth) is the source of this 1489-nucleotide messenger RNA. RefSeq names its product exonuclease GOR-like. NCBI's taxonomy places the organism in Eukaryota, Metazoa, Arthropoda, Insecta, Lepidoptera, Pyralidae. Gene Ontology annotation, molecular function: exonuclease activity; nucleic acid binding. The transcript has a single exon. The record is from RefSeq and is a predicted model, not a curated record. Gene Ontology annotation, cellular component: nucleus. The coding region runs from base 117 to 1289 and encodes 390 amino acids.